Messenger RNA from Nasonia vitripennis (jewel wasp), 3810 nucleotides. Its product is annotated as solute carrier family 26 member 6. The transcript is spliced from 14 exons. NCBI's taxonomy places the organism in Eukaryota, Metazoa, Arthropoda, Insecta, Hymenoptera, Pteromalidae. Gene Ontology annotation, biological process: transmembrane transport. Gene Ontology annotation, molecular function: oxalate transmembrane transporter activity; sulfate transmembrane transporter activity; chloride transmembrane transporter activity. Gene Ontology annotation, cellular component: membrane. The record is from RefSeq and is a predicted model, not a curated record. The coding region runs from base 624 to 2681 and encodes 685 amino acids.
UCGCCUAGAACGCCAGCUCCUACUCACUUUGAGAUUGCGAAAUAUACGUAUAGGUGUGUACGCACAUUACGUACAUAUAUUUACAUGCGCGGACGACGAAGGACGCACAGGAAAAUAAACGCGCGCAAGAUACGAUAAACUCAUCGCGCCAGGCUGCAUAUUACUUUGAUUUAUUUAGUUCGAUUUUCGACUCCCGGCAAGAUUGAUACAGCUAUACGAGCGCUCGCGACUGGCGGAGUCUUUAAGCGGCACCAGUGUACUUUGUAUCAUUCUCUGUUUCAUCCCGCGACGUUAUGCACUACCUACUGCGCCAGUAGCUAAACCACCGAUUGUCGACUCUAUCGUUUAUAUUGCCCGCGCGCUCAGUGAGCAACGAGACAUUUUCUACUAUUCGCCGAUACAUCGCGUAAGGAUAUUGUUUUGUGAUCUUCGUGAGUUAUUUGACAACUUUGUGGACGCCAGUUGGAAACAAUAUUUGAUACUACGAGUAUUAUGCCACCUGUCGACUGUCGUUAGCCGCGAGGACAAAUAGUGAAGAAGCUGCAGAUGUGAUUUUAUCAACACAGCGUUCACUUCGAUCUACCAAGCGACAAUUAUAAUUAUCAGAAGACACGUGCGACGAGAUGUCAGCUAUUAUGCCGGAGCUAGUUGUUCGUCGUCCGGUGUAUCAGCAAGAUGAUUUACAUCGAUUAAGCCAGUACACGAACCCGCAAAAACCACUUGGGAGAACGAUAAAAAACUCAAUAAAAAACAUCGAGCCAAAAUCAUGCAUACGGCGCCUAAUACCCGUGAUCGGCUGGUUACCACGUUACCAUUUCAAGCGAGAUCUCUUUGGAGAUCUUAUCGCUGGAAUCACAGUGGCGGUUAUGCACAUCCCCCAAGGAAUGGCCUACGCGAUUCUCGGUAACGUACCGCCCAUUACUGGUAUUUACAUGGCGUUUUUCCCGGUACUCGUCUACUUCAUAUUUGGAACGUCGAGGCAUAAUUCAAUGGGAACGUUCGCCGUCAUCUGCAUGAUGACGGGUAAAAUCGUACUGACGCAUAGCUCGAGCCCGGUCGCCGGAGUUGACAAUUCGACGGAUUCGCAAAUUCAUGCGAAUCUCGAUGCGCCGCCAGGGCAUUACUCGCCGGUCGAGGUCGCCAGUGCGGUUUGCUUCAUGGUGGCGUUGAUACAGCUGGCUAUGUACUUCCUGCGCCUGGGCGUCAUAUCCUCCCUAUUGUCGGAGACGCUAGUCAGCGGCUUUACCACCGCCGCAGCAGUCCACGUGCUCACGUCCCAGAUAAAGGACCUCUUCGGCCUCAAGCUCGACAAGCGAAAGGGAAUCUUCAAAGUUCUGCUCACUUACUAUGAUAUAAUUAAGAAUAUAGACAAUGUAAAUAUUGUAGCGAUGGUUAUUUCCGCUGUGACCAUAAUCGUCAUCGUUUUUAACAAUGAAAUAUUGAAGCCUCGACUAGCCAAACGCUGUUCAUUUCCCAUUCCGAUAGAGAUGAUUGUAGUAGUUCUAGGUACAGUGAUAUCGAUUUAUGCGAAUCUUGAGGAUGUGUAUGGCAUCAUCACUGUUGGCCACAUUCCAGUUGGUUUUCCACAACCAAAACUACCUCCCAUGGAUUUGUUAUCCGACAUAAUUUUAGAUAGUUUUGUGAUAACCAUGGUGUCGUACACCAUCUCCAUGUCGAUGGCUCUGAUAUUCGCUCAGAAAUUAAAUUACGACGUCGACUCCAAUCAAGAAUUGAUGGCUCAGGGACUCGGAAAUCUCGUAGGUUCAUUCUUUUCGUGUAUGCCGUUCUGCGCUUCACUUUCCAGGUCGUUGAUCCAGCAAUCCGUAGGUGGUCGGACGCAACUGGCAAGUCUCGUUUCCUGCGGGAUUCUGCUCUUUGUCCUUUUAUGGAUUGGCCCAUUUUUCGAACCAUUGCCAAGAUGUGUUCUAGCGAGUAUUAUAGUGGUGGCGCUGAAGGGUAUGCUGAUGCAAGUGAAGGACUUCUUCCGCUUCCUGAGAUUGUCGCACGUCGACGCGACAAUAUGGCUGAUGACCUUCUUCACCGUAACUAUCUUCGAUAUUGAGUACGGAUUGUUGAUCGGAGCUCUCUUGUGCCUGGCGAACUUGCUGACGCUUUCGAUGCGUCCUUACACCUCCAGGCUCGCUCUCGUGCCCGGCACCGAGCUCUACUUGGAUACCAAAAGAUUUAAAGGAACAGUGGAGAUACCAGGUAUCAAGAUUUUUCAUUACUGCGGCGGAUUGAAUUUCGCGUCGCGACAAAGCUUUCGGAAAGACGUAUACAGAAUAGCUGGAAUCGUACCACAGAAAGAGUUGCUUUUGCGCGAAAAAGCCGAGAUCGAUACUAAGCAGUAUCUUGGAGAUAAUACUAAAAAGUUAAAGGUACUUGUUUUGGACUUCUCAUCUGUGGUGCAUAUCGAUCCUGCUGGAGUCGCGACACUACGAGGAAUCGUUGACGACUUUGCAAAAAUCGACGUUUACGUUUACAUUACUGCAUGUUCGGGCCGUGUGUACGAGACAAUGCGAAAGUGCAACGCCGCUGAAAGCAAACAGGAUCACUUCACUAUGUUCCCGACCGUCAACGACGCCGUGAAUUUCGCCCGACACAAGAACCACAUUCCGCCUAUGCCGAUCUGGACGGCCACGCAAACUCACCCGGAGGAGAAUUGCAUUAGCAGAUUGUAAAUAUUCCUGUUUCGUUGAAAACCAGAGGGUAGAGCGAAUCGGCUGUUGCCGCUUCUCUUUCUACGCUUGAUGUGACCGUACGUGCACUGUCUGCUGCAAAAGCUUCAAACUUCCCGAAACCUACUUCUGUAAAUAAUCCUUUGCGCCGAACGUGUCUAUCGUAUCUCAUAGCGCUAAUAAGAUGCUUUUCGUAUUAUUUUUUUAGAAUUACCACAAAAGGUAUAUAAGUUCCAUUUUUUUCAGUCAAGCAUGAACGUUUUGUAAAAGGAGAUUUCCGAGUCGUUUUGGUUAAUAUUUGAUUGCAUACAGUACUUACUUUGCGCUUACGCCAACUGAGUAUAAACAUUUAUUCAGUUAUUUUAUAUUUUUACUUUGUGGCCUUCAUGAUAGUGUAGGUUUAUAUGCGUAAUUUUUAUACCUAUGAGUUUAAAUAGGUUAGUAGUUGUUUGUUGUAUCAUUGUUCUACGUAUUAGUGAUUCUGAAUUUAAUGGAUUUAAUUUAUUCGAUGAAAACUAUUGCAAACGUUUUGAAUAUUACACUAUAUAGAAUGUGUUGAAAUAUUUAUAAAAAUGUUUACAUAUUGUAAUUAUCAUCGAUGAACAAUACAUACAAGUUUUUAUAAAUUGAACGAAGUAUUAUAUUAUAUUCUUUAAAAUAAAAAUUGAUCAAAUCCUUGUAGGCUUAUAUUUAGGUGUGAAUCACAAAAUAAUUAAAGCAAUUUAAUAAGGUACAAAAUGGCUAUACACAUUCGAGUAUAGAGCCAAAUGCAAAAUCAUUCAUCUAGUCACCAUGUUUUCGCAAUCUGCAGAAUACUCGGUGUAAUUGCGCUGAAAUUUUCCUUGAACUACUCGUUUAUAAAAUCAUAAUAAUAUAAUGUAUGUACAUACACACUACACACAUCGCAUGAAAAUAAGCUGAUUCACACUUCAAUGCAAAUACCCCACGCUUCUUAUCUAUAGAGCACAAUACAUCAUACAGCGUCGCACAAUAAAUCAAACAGCGACGCGCCGUCUGAAAUAACACAUCAAAGUAGUAACUGAAUGUAUUGUAUAAUAUUAAGGCCACACGCGUGAGUUUCUCUACACUCGUAAAGUCAUCGGGCUUACGAAAUAAAAUAUUCCACUACUGA